CAGCUGUGAUUUUGCCAUGCCGUGAGCCAGUUUUCGUUCACACCAUCAUUUUAGUUUGUAGACACAGGAUAUGAAGGGUAAACAUGGGGAACUCUGUGAGCACCUGUGAGCCCCGCUGCCCAGAUUGCUGCCUGGAUUGCUGCCCGGACUGCUGCCUGGAUUGCUGUCCAUGUUGCUCCCAAAAGAAGAACGAGAAGACGACCAUCAAACGUCAAACAUGCACUUCAAUCUACAACUAUGCCUCUCGCACUACACUGGAUCUAGAACUGAAGAAAGGCGAUAUUCUAGAAAUUAUGGGAGAGAACGAGGACUGGCUUUACGUGAGGAGACGCACAGCAAAGGGUCAAGGCAUCAUUCAUGAAGAGGGAUAUGUGCCCAAAAAUUUUGUCAAACCUGUGGAGAGCUUGGAGGCCCAGCCAUGGUAUUUUGCAGACGUUAAGAGGCGCAUUGAGGCCAAGAGAUGUUUGGCGAGACCACAGAACGAUGAAGGCGCGUUCCUUGUGUGGAAGUCAGACGAGAACGAUACCUAUUACCUGUCAGUGAAGAACAGCCCCCAUGCACGACAUUACAAGAUCAAGCAGGGAGAACACUACAAGAACUUUUUCCUUGUUCAACGCACCACUUUCAAGAACUUGCCCGAGUUAAUUGAAUAUUAUUCUAAAAGCCAGAACGGACUCUGUGUGAAGCUCAACCAGCCCUGUGUGAAGCUGGAUCAGCCCGCUCCCCCCACGCUUUCUUUUCAAUUAAAUCGAGAGAUCGACAAACAAUCACUGACCAAAAUAAAGAUGCUAGGCAGCGGAGAGUUUGCAGAUGUGUGGCAGGGCAAAUGGAACGGGACAACAGAUGUGGCCAUCAAGGAAUUCAAGGCCGUCAGUCCAAAUAUCACAACAGAGAUUGAAAUCAUGAUGAACCUGCGACACGAGCGUUUGCUGCAGCUUUACGCCAUCUGUACGACCAAUAAGCCCUUCUGUAUCGUCACAGAACUCAUGAACAACGGCAGCUUAAAGACAUUUCUCACCGAACAGAAAAAGGAAAAAAAAGAUAUCGAGUUCUCCCUCAUGAUGGACUUUGCUAUCCAGAUCACAGAAGGAAUGAUUUACCUUGAAGAUAAAAUAGUUCACCGAGAUCUAAGAGCCGACAACAUUCUGCUGACCAACAUGCAGUCCUGCAAAAUAGCUGAUUUUGGCCUUGCCCAAUUUGUUCUCACAGGAAACCGCAGACUCUCAUCGGGUGAGCUCGUCCCUGUGAAAUGGAUGGCUCCAGAGAUAUUCGAGGACAAGAACUACACAAGCAAGAGCGACGUCUGGUCUUUCGGGAUCCUCCUGACUGAAAUCGUCACGUAUGGAGAUGAGCCAUACUCUGGUCAGGACAAACAGACGUGUAUCCUAGGCAUUAAGAGAGGAAAGAGGAUGGAGCGACCGGCCGGUUGUCCUGAAGCACUUUAUGACAUCAUGCUGCAAUGCUGGAAGACAAAUCCUGCGGAGAGACCCACGUUCACAGAGCUUCAGGAGAAACUCAUGGCUCUCAUCAACGAGCCUGUUUCUGAUCUCGAGUGAACAUUAACAAGACACUUUAAAAUAUAUCUAACCAACCUGUAUCCAUAACGGAAAGUCCGUCCAAAAAUCGUUUAUUCUCCCUCAUGUCAUUACAAACCUAUAUGAGUUUCUUUCUUCUAUAGAACACAAAAGAAGGUAUUUUGAAGAAUGAUGAAAACCAAACAACAUUUAACUACAUUGAAUUCCAUUUUAUGAAGACAAAACCCCGAGACAUUUCUCAAAACAUCUUCUUUUGUGUUACACUGAAGAAAGAGUCACAUACAAGUCUUCAACCGAAUGAAGGUGAAUAAAUGAUGACAAUGUUUGUAUUAAACAUAACUGCAGAAAUAAUAAUCACAAAGCAAUGAAUUUACGUAAAAACAUAAAUGUUUCUCUGUUAUAACAGAGACAUUAUUUCUCUUGAAGAAGCAUCAUAGUAUUAUAAACCGUGAAAAAAGUUUCAUGGAUUGUUUUAAUAAGAUGGAAGUCAUAAAGCACAGUUUCUAUAUUCUCUGGAAAACAUGAUGUAUUCCAUUUCUGACUGAUGUAACCUUCUGCAACGCUGAGCUGAGCAACGCUGCUAAAAUUCUGUAUCUUCUGCCCUGGACCUUCAUCUGAACGUUCAGUGGUCACAAUGUGAUAAAUGUAAUGUUUUAUCAUCUCCAAUCUAUUAACUCAUGUAAAA
This is a messenger RNA of Triplophysa dalaica, 2220 nucleotides long. RefSeq names its product tyrosine-protein kinase SRK2. Gene Ontology annotation, biological process: protein phosphorylation; cell surface receptor protein tyrosine kinase signaling pathway; cell differentiation. Gene Ontology annotation, cellular component: extrinsic component of cytoplasmic side of plasma membrane. The coding region runs from base 84 to 1556 and encodes 490 amino acids. NCBI's taxonomy places the organism in Eukaryota, Metazoa, Chordata, Actinopteri, Cypriniformes, Nemacheilidae. The record is from RefSeq and is a predicted model, not a curated record. The transcript is spliced from 9 exons. Gene Ontology annotation, molecular function: ATP binding; signaling receptor binding; non-membrane spanning protein tyrosine kinase activity.